Lathyrus oleraceus (garden pea) is the source of this 1796-nucleotide messenger RNA. RefSeq names its product transcription factor bHLH153. The transcript has 6 exons. Gene Ontology annotation, cellular component: nucleus. Gene Ontology annotation, molecular function: RNA polymerase II cis-regulatory region sequence-specific DNA binding; protein dimerization activity; DNA-binding transcription factor activity, RNA polymerase II-specific. NCBI's taxonomy places the organism in Eukaryota, Viridiplantae, Streptophyta, Magnoliopsida, Fabales, Fabaceae. Gene Ontology annotation, biological process: regulation of transcription by RNA polymerase II. Bases 1064 to 1495 code for a protein of 143 amino acids. The record is from RefSeq and is a predicted model, not a curated record.
UAAAACCCUUUUCCUUUUUUUACCUUUCAAGUAAAUGGGGUUUGUUAUUUUUUCAUAUGAAAGAUUGUUGUAAGAAAAAGUUUGGUUUUUGAAGUCCAAAUCCUAUGCUUUAUCUCUAGAUUGUAUAUGAUCAAAAAAUUUCUUCUACACAAACCCAAAAGCAAAGUCUAUGAUUCUCUCUUGAAUAGUCAUUGUCUUCUUUUUAAAAACUAAUUAAUUAUUCAUAUGUCCUUAUGCAUUUUGUCAAUAAAGAUAUCCUUUAUUAUUCAACUGAAGUGGUUGGGGAGAUUUUGUAAGCAAGUUAGAUUCAUUCAUGCAAGGUGUAUGUAUAUGUGGAUAUGUGAAUUCAUUUGUGUAUGUAUAUGUGUGCAUGUCUUUGUCAAAGCUAAAAAAGAAAAACAAAUUGUGUGGGACCACCUAACAUUUUUUUGAGGCUCUUGGUAACAUCAAAAAUUGAUAAUUAAAUAAUAAUUUUGAUAUGGUAGAUAGAUAGAAUCACAAUCUAGAAAGGAUUUUUGUUCUUGUAUAUUUUUGGAGUGUUGAAUAUGUGGAUUAUUGUUUGUGAUAGUGAUGACCUUUGGCCAUUUGGAAAGAGAAGCUUAUGUGUUUUGAAAUUGCAAUGCAUGGCUGGCUUGUUCUUUUUCCUUAGCAUCAAGACUUUGGGACCACUUUUGGUUUUGUUAUAAUAUAUUCAUAACAUACCAAUCAAUCUUACUAGUUAUGGGUUAUGGCUUUUAAUUUUUGCAUGCUGCGACACUUAUGUCAGGACUUGAGACCUAUUUCGGAGCUGUUAAGUUUUUGGAGGCUCUGUGUAGGUUAAUUAUGGUUAUAUCGUGUGAUGAAUCAAGUAGGGUCCUAUUUUGCCACGGAGGUAUAGUUUGCCUUGUACGUCUUCAGAGACGGUCCUGAGCAAAUAUGGAUUUGAAUUGUUUGUAUUCUUAAUUCACACAAUCGUGCAAUUAGAGUGAUUUAUAUCUUUAUAUUGAAUCAGACGAUUCACAUCAUAUAUUUGUCAAAUUGUUGGUCUGCGUCAGAGAGUGAAGAGGGGAUAGAUGUUAGAAAGAUGAUGGAACAUAAAAGGAGCAUUUGCUCUGUUGAUCAAAGCAAUUAUAAUUCAAUUGCAUCUAAAAAGCAAAAGCCUGAUUUAUCGAUCACCACUAAGGAUAGAAAGGAAAAGAUUGGCGAACGAAUUGUUGCUCUUCAACAGCUUGUUUCACCUUAUGGAAAGACAGAUACGUCUUCUGUUCUAAAGGAGGCAAUGGAAUACAUAGGGUUCCUUCAUAAACAAGUUAAGCUGCUUAGUGCUCCUUACCUUGAAACUACACCAGCAAUCCAGAUGCAGGAUACAGAGUCAUGCAGCCUUAGGAGUAGAGGGUUAUGUCUUGUUCCUGUCUCAUUUACUACUGGAGUUGCUGAGGGCAAUGGUGCAGACAUUUGGGCUCCGAUCAAGACCACUUCGCCCGGUUCUGAGAAAGAUGUUUCUCAAAUUCAGUGAUUAACUUUGUCAACUGAGCAACCUUAAGGUUGACAAGUUGCUAAACAAGUCUAUUAGCAUUAAAAUUUAUUGUCUAUUAUAGAUGGAAUCAUAGUACCUAAAUUAGUCAUAAGCUUUAAGAACUCUUCUAUGAAGAAGUUAUCCCAUACCUUAAUAAUUUUAAACUGGUGAUGGGAGUAACGUUUCUAGUAUAUAUGGAUUCAGUUCUAUGUGCUGAUUUUUAAGUGUAUAUUUAAAAAUUCUAGUUGUAUGAUGAAUGGUUCCAUGUACUGAUUAGCUUAAUGAAAUUCAGUUUCUAUGA